GACCUGAACAAUUUUGCACGAUAUAAAGCAUGUAUUACCCCGCAAUCAUUAAUCCACACAGCCCAUCAGCCAUUAAUCCACACAACCAUGGGAUCUGAAGCCACCCAACUUCAUCUUCUUUUCUUCCCUUUCAUGGCGCCAGGCCACAUCCUCCCCAUGGCCGACAUAGCCAAGCUCUUCGCAGCCCGCGGCGCUCGAAUCACCAUUCUCACCACCCUUGUUAACGCAGCCUUGAUCCGCCCCACCAUCGACGACUCCAUCCAUCUCCACAUCAUCCCCUUCCCCUACGCCGAAUUCGGCCUCCCCAAGGGCUGCGAGAGCCGCUCCUCCAUGCUGUCCGAUGAACAACGCUCCAACUUCUUCCGAGCCAUCGCCUCACUCCGCCACUCUUUUGACUCCCUGCUCCAAGCUCUGCACCCUGAUUGCGUCCUCACAGACAUAUUCUUUCCAUGGACAUACCAUGUCGCCGCCGCCAGAGGUAUUCCGCGGCUCGUCUUCCACGGCACCAGCAAUUUUGCGCUUUGCGCCACCCAUGUUUUAGACCCGCGCCUAUUAGCCGAUAAAGGCGACUCCUUUGUCCUCCCGGGCCUCCCUCACCGAAUAGAGAUGUUGAAAACUGAAUUCAUGGAGUCACAAAAAUUAGAAGGAACGCCGUUGGUUUUUUUCUUGGAGACACUAAAAGAGGCGGUGGAGGUGGAAACGAAAAACUAUGGCGCAGUGAUGAACAGCUUCCAUCAGCUGGAGCCUGAAUAUGUGGACCAAUAUCGCAAGUUCGUGGGGAGGACGUGGAAUAUCGGCCCUAUUUCUCUCUGCAACAAGGAGGUGGCGGAAAAGUCAUCAAGGGGUGGGGAGCAUCCGGAGUUAGCAGACCAGUGCUUGAAAUGGCUUGAAAACAGAGCAGCAGGCUCGGUCGUGUAUAUGUGCUUUGGAAGCGAGAGUCUUUUCUCUGGGGAGCAGCUAAGAGAAAUGGCGGCAGGGUUGGAAGCGGCGGGGCAUCCGUUUGUUUGGGUGGUGCGAAACGAGGGUGAUGGUUGUGUUCCGGAAGGGUAUGAGGCGAGGGUUGAAGGGCAGGGGAUGGUGAUAAGAGGAUGGGCGCCGCAGCUGUUGAUAUUGAAUCAUGGCUCGGUUGGGGGAUUUGUGACUCAUUGCGGGUGGAAUUCGAGUUUGGAGGGGAUUUGUGCAGGGUUGCCGAUGGCGACAUGGCCGUUGUGUGCGGAGCAGUUCUACAAUGAGAAGCUUUUGGUGGAGGUGUUGAAGGUCGGGGUGGAGGUGGGGUCAAAGGUGUGGACUUGUGAUGCGGAGGCGAGGAUGGUGGUGAAGGCUGAUGCGAUUGAGGCGGCGGUGAGGGGGUUGAUGGGGGGAGGGGAGGAGGCUGAGGAGAGGAGGAGGAGGGCGAAGGAGCUUGGGGAGAUGGCAAAGACAGCUGUGGAGAAGAACGGGUCGUCCUUUGAGGAGAUUGGGAAAUUGUUGGGCGAGUUGAUUGAGCUAAAGAAGCUCAAGUAGAAAUGACUGUGUUUUAUUGUUUCUAAAUCGUUAUAAUGGUUUAAAUGAGAGCUUUUUAAAUUUGAAAGAUU
Phalaenopsis equestris is the source of this 1574-nucleotide messenger RNA. Its product is annotated as scopoletin glucosyltransferase-like. NCBI's taxonomy places the organism in Eukaryota, Viridiplantae, Streptophyta, Magnoliopsida, Asparagales, Orchidaceae. Gene Ontology annotation, molecular function: UDP-glycosyltransferase activity. The record is from RefSeq and is a predicted model, not a curated record. Bases 88 to 1503 code for a protein of 471 amino acids. The transcript has a single exon.